This is a messenger RNA of Labrus bergylta (ballan wrasse), 4781 nucleotides long. Lineage: Eukaryota; Metazoa; Chordata; Actinopteri; Labriformes; Labridae. The record is from RefSeq and is a predicted model, not a curated record.
GGAUUACUCUUCUCUUCUCUUCUCUUCUCUCUGUACUAUACUCUUUUGGACUUUAAAUGGAAGGACUAUACCAUGAUAUUUCCAGGAUUGCCUACUACACAGAAUAUGACAGACACCUAGCGUCAGCAGGGAAAACCAUGGCGACGGCCUACAUGGACCCCAACCUGAACCAUGCCCUCCUGGAAGGAGCCAAAUCAAGGCUGAGUGCCGGGGGGUCGGACCGAACCAUGGCUGGCUCCGUGGACAGGGUUCUUAAAGUCUUCCAUCACUUUGAAACCAACACUGAACACAGCUGCUGGUCCUCCAACAUCAGAUAUGGGGAUGCAACAGAUGUCAGGGGAAUAAUCCAGAAGAUUUUGGACAUCCACAAAGUGCACUGGACUUCUUGUUUUGGUCUCCGUCUUACCAACAGCCAAUCCAGAGAACAAGUGCACUGGCUCCACCCUGAUAUGGGCGUUUCACACGUCAGAGAGAAUUACGGACAGGCACGACCAAACGAGGAGUGGAGGUAUGAGUUAAGGAUCCGCUAUCUUCCAAAGUGUUUCGUACAACAGUUUACAGAAGACAAACCCACGCUCAACUACUUCUACCACCAGGUGAAGAAUGACUACAUGAUGGAGAUCGGGGAUCAAGUAGAACAAGAUGUAGCUCUCAAACUGGGCUGUCUAGAAAUCAGGAGGUUCUUCAAAGAGAUGAGAGGAAACGCCCUGGACAAGAAAUCCAACUAUGAGUUACUGGAGAAGGAUGUGGGUUUGAGGCGUUUUUUCCCAAAAGACCUGCUGGAUUCAGUCAAGGCCAAGACACUUCGUAAAUUGAUCCAGCAGACGUUUAAGCAGGUAGCGAAUCUCAACGACGAGCAGUGCAUCCUCAAGUUCCUGGAGGUCCUUGCACCAAUCUACCGCUACGACAAGGAGUGCUUCAAAUGUGCCCUUGGGUCCAGCUGGGUGAUCCAGGUGGAGUUAGCUAUUGGACCAGAGGAGGGGAUCAGCUACCUCACUGACAAGGGAUCCACACCCACCCAUCUAGCUAACUUCACUCAAGUUCAGUCCAUCCAGUACUCUGCUAUGGAGGAGAAGGACAGGAAGGGGAUGCUACAGCUCAAUGUAGCCGGAGCUGCUGAGCCUCUCACAGUUACAACAGCAUCACUGAACAUGGCAGAGAACUUGGCUGACUUAAUUGACGGCUACUGUCGGCUCAUCACCAUGGAAACGAAUUCCUUCAUCGUCAGAGUGCAGAAAGAGGGAGAGAGAGCGCUGCCUUCCAUCCCAAAAGUUUCCAAUAAUGAGAAAAAGUUGGAAGCGGUCAGGAGUGGAGUAAGAACCAUCUCAGUUUCAGAAGAUCUUAGCGGGGAUGAGACUGAUGACUAUGCUGAAAUAGUGGAUGAAGAGGACACGUACACUAUGCCCUCAAUCAGCUAUGGAGUAGUUGAAGCCCGGGAUUAUGAGAUCCAGAGGGACAGGAUCGAGCUGGGCCGCUGCAUAGGAGAGGGCCAGUUUGGAGAUGUGCACCAAGGAGUUUAUAACAGCCCGGACAAACCAUCUCUACCUGUCGCCAUUAAGACGUGUAAGAACUGUACGUCAGACAGCGUCAGAGAGAAGUUCCUGCAAGAAGCAUUGACAAUGCGACAGUUUGACCACCCUAACAUUGUGAAACUGAUUGGCGUGAUCACAGAGAACCCCGUGUGGAUCAUCAUGGAGCUCUGUACACUUGGAGAACUGCGUUCGUUCCUCCAGGUGAGGAAGUACAGUUUGGAUUUGGCCUCUCUCAUUCUGUUUGCCUACCAGCUCAGCACAGCGCUGGCAUACCUUGAGAGUAAACGCUUUGUACACAGGGACAUAGCAGCUCGUAAUGUGCUGGUCUCAACAGUGGACUGUGUGAUGCUCGGGGAUUUUGGUCUGUCACGAUACAUGGAGGACAGCUCGUACUACAAAGCUUCUAAAGGAAAACUUCCCAUCAAAUGGAUGGCGCCUGAAUCCAUCAACUUCAGAAGAUUCACCUCUGCCAGUGAUGUGUGGAUGUUCGGAGUGUGUAUGUGGGAGAUCUUGAUGUACGGCAUCAAGCCUUUCCAGGGGGUGAAAAACAACGAUGUGAUAGGCAGGAUAGAGAACGGCGAGCGUUUGGCUAUGCCCCCUCAGUGUCCGCCCACCCUCUAUAGUUUGAUGACCAAAUGUUGGUCAUAUGACCCGAGCAAGCGGCCGCGAUUCACCGAGCUCAAAACACAACUCAACACCAUACUGGAGGAAGAGAAGCUUCAACAAGAGGAGAGACUUCGAAUGGAGAUGAGGAGACAAGUCACCGUGUCCUGGGACUCUGGAGGCUCUGAUGAAGCACCGCCCAAACCCAGUAGACCAGGAUACCCCAGUCCUCGCUCCAGUGAAGGCUUCUUCCCCAGCCCCCAACUCAAUCACUUCUCGUCGACAGUCCAUGGUGGUGUAGGAGGAGUAGGAGGCAGCUACCCUCCUUCUGAUUCCUGGAGCCAGCACAGACCUGAACACACAGCCCUGUGGAGCCCUAGCAUGGAGGAGAGCGGGUGUGUUGGCCAUGCCAUGAUGGAGGAAAGACUGAUCAUGCAGCAACAGCAGAUGGAGGACGACCAGCGGUGGCUGGAGCAGGAGGAGAGCUUCAUGAAGGCAGAGUCCAGAAACAGCAGAGGAAGCAUCGACAGAGAGGACGGCACACUACAAGCACCGGGAGGAAGCCAACACAUCUACCAGCCUGUAGGGAAACCAGAACAUGUGGUGCCUCCGAAGAAGCCUCCUCGCCCCGGUGCUCCUGGUCACCUUGGCAACCUGGCCAGCCUCUGUCCCAUUGACAGCUACAAUGAAGGGGUUAAGCCGUGGAGGCUGCAGCCUCAGGAGAUCAGCCCGCCACCCACUGCCAACCUGGAUCGUUCUAAUGACAAAGUCUACGAGAACGUGACGGUGGUCAAAGCUGUGAUUGAAAUGUCCAAUAGGAUUCAGCCUGCGGCCCCUGAGGAGUACGUCCCAAUGGUCAAGGAGGUUGGUCUGGCGCUGAGGACUCUGCUCGCAACAGUGGAUGAGACACUUCCUGUACUGCCUGCCAGCACACACAGAGAGAUUGAGAUGGCCCAGAAGUUGCUGAAUUCAGAUCUGGCCGAAUUAAUAUCCAAGAUGAAACUGGCUCAGCAGUAUGUCAUGACAAGUUUACAAAAGGACUACAAGAAACAGAUGCUAAUGGCAGCUCACGCCCUCGCAGUCGACGCCAAGAACUUACUGGACGUCAUUGACCAAUCACGGCUCAAGAUGAUCACCCAGCCCCGCCCACAUUAGUUACUGUGGCUUGGGACUCAGAGUGCAGUGCUUUUAUCAAGUAACAAGCAGAGAGGACGUUUGGUUGGAUUAUCAGAGAUGGACAGAUGAUGAAGUGAACUUAUGGAGAGCAAACGUGACUGAAACAAUCAGCUCUCUCUUCUCCCUCAAACACUCAUCGUUUCUUUUUUCUCUCUCUGCCAUCGGUCAUGUCAGUCAAUUGUGCAUUUGUUUGUUUUGUACUUUUGUUACAUUAUCUGCUUUUGUAUCCAGAGACACACUCCUCUCCUCAAUCAUGUAUCUUACAGAGAUGAGUUUUAAAAAAAAAAGCAUCCAUUUUUAUUUUUAAUUUUCAAGUGAAUCAAAGGUUUCAGAGGCUCGCAUGAAGGACUGCAGACACACAUUUUGCAGAUGGAUAUUUGCUACAUAAAACCUCUCCACAAACGCAGGAUGUUACAACUGGAACUGAAGAGCCAGGAUGAGGAGGAAAAUGAAGACGAUGCGAUCAUGUUGUUGUUUAAAAAAUGCUUUUAUAUCGUUAUGAAUUCUAAUUAUUUCUAUUUUCAGCCUUGACUUUACAGUAUAAGUCAGGUUUUCAACUUUCCUUUUUGAAUGGGCAAACAUAAUUGCUUUAAUGAUCCUUUUUCAUGUCAUAUUUCGUGUCUUUUUCAUCCUCUUUUCUAGAAGUCUCGAUCUCAGGCGACAAGAGUUGGCAAAAAGACAAAAAAAUACUAAGAAAGCCGAAUAUUGAAGAACAAACUAAAUGUCACAGGCCACUUUUUUAAGUUAACUUACAUAGUAAAUAUACAGAGAAGCUAUAUUUUUAACAUGUGUCAGAAGCAUGAUUGGUUAGUGAAUGGGGGGGAGGAGGCUGAGAAAUGGAGGGAGGGUUAUUCUUUUUUUGCAGUCAGUGGAGGUGCAGACUAUCCUGUAACAGUAGGUCAUCUUGUGCCUAGUUAACUGUGUCAUUGACUAAAAGAAAAAACUCUUCACUCAAAAUACUCUGGUUUUAAAUUACUCAAGAAGAACAGUUUUAGCUGCAGCUCACCUGUUAUUUUGCAUUACUCUGCAUUAUAAAAUAAAAAACAGUUUGGUCACUGUAUUUUUUGUUCUGUAUGUUGAAGUUUAAGUUGUUGCACCGAUCAUGUUUGGGGUGAUUUUCAACGUUAUGCAGAAUAGUUUGACAUGUUAGUUUUGACUGUUUCUCUCCAUAUUGCAGCUAGAUCCACAUAAAUCAGGGUUCCUAUUAAAGCUCCUUUCUUCAUCAGCCCUCCUUUCCCUGUCCUUCUACCUCCUUCCAGUGGAGUUAUUUAAACCUCUAUCCCCCCUCGUCUCCUGCUUUCUAUCCUCCUGUUACUAUCCCACCCUUUAUCUCCGUCUUCCUCUCCUCCCUCUCAGCUUAUCGCUCCAUCCCACUGCUCCCUCUCCCCCUGAGGUGAGUAGUAUUCUCAGGAAGGAGUCACAUGUACAGUUGCUGAACCAAGCAAAUAAAACACUGUUAUCAUAAAGAAA